Odobenus rosmarus divergens (Pacific walrus) is the source of this 3409-nucleotide messenger RNA. RefSeq names its product Janus kinase 3 (gene JAK3). Gene Ontology annotation, cellular component: membrane; cytoskeleton; cytosol. Bases 95 to 3409 code for a protein of 1104 amino acids. Lineage: Eukaryota; Metazoa; Chordata; Mammalia; Carnivora; Odobenidae. The record is from RefSeq and is a predicted model, not a curated record. Gene Ontology annotation, molecular function: ATP binding; cytokine receptor binding; non-membrane spanning protein tyrosine kinase activity. Gene Ontology annotation, biological process: cell differentiation; cytokine-mediated signaling pathway; hemopoiesis. The transcript has 24 exons.
GGAAGGAGCAGACUGGGACUUUCCUCCGGCUGCCGCCCGGCUCUGCCCUCCUAUCCUUAGCCCAGGCUUCCCAGCUGCCAGACAGGCUAUACCUAUGGCACCUCCAAGCGAGGAGACACCCCUGAUUCCUCAGCGUUCCUGCAGCCUCUCGUCUUCAGAAGCUGGUGCCCUGCACGUGCUGCUGCCCCCUCGGGGCCCUGGACCCCCACAGCGCCUAUCUUUCUCCUUUGGGGAUCAUUCAGCUGAAGAGCUGUGUGUUUGGGCUGCUAAGGCCAGUGGCAUCCUGCCUGUGUACCACUCCCUCUUUGCUCUGGCCACGGAGGACCUGUCCUGCUGGUUCCCCCCAAGCCACGUCUUCUCCGUGGAGGACUCGGGCACCCAAGUCCUGGUCUACAGGCUCCGCUUUUACUUCCCCAACUGGUUUGGGCUAGAGAAGUGCCACCGCUUUGGGCUACGAAAGGACUUGGCCAGCGCCAUCCUUGACCUACCAGUCCUGGAGCACCUCUUCGCCCAGCACCGGAAUGACCUGGUGAGUGGCCACCUCCCCGUGGGCCUCAGUCUCAAGGAGCAGGGUGAAUGUCUCAGCCUGGCGGUGCUGGACCUGGCCCGGAUGGCCCGCGAGCAGGCUCAGCAGCCUGAGGAACUGCUGAAAACUGUCAGCUACAAGGUCUGCCUGCCCCCCGACCUGCGCGACCUGAUCCAGGGCCUGAGCUUCGUGACGCGGAAGCGCAUCCGCAGGACUGUGCGCCGGGCCCUGCGCCGCGUGACCGCCUGCCAGGCUGACAGGCACUCGCUCAUGGCCAAGUACAUCAUGGACCUGGAGAGGCUCGACCCGGCCAGGGCGGUCGAGACCUUCCUCGUGAGCCUCCCCGGGGCUGCUGGUGGUCUGGAUGCGCAGGGGCUGCUCCGAGUGGCUGGUGACACCGGCAUUGCCUGGAGUCCAGGAGGACAAGAGGCCCUCCAGCCCUUCUGCGACUUUCCAGAAAUUGUGGACAUCAGCAUCAAGCAGGCUCCGCGUGUUGGCCCGGCCGGGGAGCACCGCCUGGUCACCGUCACGAGGACAGACAACCAGAUCCUGGAGGCCGAGUUCCCGGGGCUGCCCGCCGCGUUGUCCUUCGUGGCGCUCGUCGACGGCUACUUCAGGCUGACCUCCGACUCCAGGCACUUCUUCUGCAAGGAGGUUGCGCCGCCGCGGCUGCUGGAGGAGGUGGCCGAGCAGUGCCACGGCCCCAUCACCCUGGAUUUUGCCAUCAACAAGCUCAAGACUGGGGGCUCACUUCCCGGCUCCUACGUUCUCCGCCGCAGUCCCCAGGAUUUUGAUUGCUUCCUCCUCACUGUCUGUGUGCAGACCCCCCUGGGGCCUGAUUAUAAGGGCUGCCUCAUCCGGUGUGACCCCACGGGGACCUUCUCCCUGGCUGGCCUUGGCCGCCCCCAUAGCAGUCUCCGAGAGCUCUUGGCAGCCUGCUGGGACGGCGGGCUGCACGUGGACGGGGUUGCGCUGAACCUCACCUUCUGCUGCACCCCCAAACCCAAAGAAAAGUCCAACCUGAUUGUGGUGCGGAGGGGUUGCAGCACACCCACUUCAUCCCCUGUUCAGCCCCAAUCCCAAUGCCAGCUGAAUCAGAUGACGUUUCACAAGAUCCCUGCUGACAGCCUGGAGUGGCAUGAGAACCUGGGUCAUGGGUCCUUCACCAAGAUAUACCGAGGUUGUCGCCACGAGGUCGUGGAGGGGGAGGCCCGGGAGACGGAGGUGCUGCUCAAAGUGAUGGAUGCCAAGCACAAAAACUGCAUGGAGUCAUUUCUGGAAGCAGCAAGUUUGAUGAGCCAAGUGUCAUACCAGCAUCUCGUGUUGCUCCAUGGCGUGUGCAUGGCUGGAGACAGUAUCAUGGUACAGGAAUUUGUACACCUGGGAGCGCUGGACACCUACCUGCGCAAGUCUGGCCACCUGGUGCCAGCCAGCUGGAAGCUGCAGGUGAUCAAACAGCUGGCCUAUGCCCUCAACUAUCUGGAAGACAAAGGCCUCCCCCAUGGCAAUGUCUCAGCCCGGAAGGUGCUCCUGGCUCGCAAAGGGGCUGAUGGGAACCUGCCCUUCAUCAAGCUGAGUGAUCCUGGUGUCAGCCCCUCUGUGCUAAGCCGGGAGAUGCUCACUGACAGGAUCCCCUGGGUGGCCCCCGAGUGUCUCCAGGAGGCCCGGACACUUGGCUUGGAAGCUGACAAGUGGGGUUUUGGUGCCACAGUCUGGGAGGUGUUCAGUGGGAUCCCGAUGCCCAUCAGCACCCUGGAUCCCGCCAAGAAGCUCCAGUUUUACGAGGAGCGGCAGCAGCUGCCUGCCCCCAAGUGGAUGGAGCUGGCCAUACUGAUCCAGCAGUGCAUGGCCUAUGAGCCAGGCCAGAGACCCUCCUUCCGUGCCAUCAUCCGUGACCUGAACAGCCUCAUCACUUCAGAUUAUGAGCUCCUCUCAGAUCCCACGCCCGGUGCCUUGGCGCCCCGUGAUGGGCUGUGGAAUGGCGCCCAGCUCUAUGCCUACCAGGACCCUACCAUUUUUGAGGAGAGACACCUCAAGUACAUCUCACAGCUGGGCAAGGGCAACUUCGGCAGCGUGGAACUGUGCCGUUAUGACCCUCUGGGUGACAACACGGGCGCCCUAGUGGCAGUGAAGCAGCUGCAGCACAGCGGGCCAGACCAGCAGAGGGACUUCCGGAGGGAGAUCCAGAUCCUCAAAGCCCUCCACAGCGACUUCAUUGUCAAGUACCGUGGCGUCAGCUAUGGCCCAGGCCGCCAGAGCCUGCGGCUGGUGAUGGAGUACCUGCCCAGCGGCUGCCUGCGCGACUUCCUACAGCGGCACCUCGCGCGCCUCGACGCCAGCCGCCUGCUCCUCUACGCCUCGCAGAUCUGCAAGGGCAUGGAGUACCUGGGCUCCCGCCGCUGCGUGCACCGCGACCUGGCUGCGCGUAACAUCCUGGUGGAGAGCGAGACGCACGUCAAGAUCGCCGACUUUGGCCUCGCCAAGCUGCUGCCGCUCGACAAAGACUACUACGUGGUCCGCGAGCCCGGCCAGAGCCCCAUCUUCUGGUACGCCCCGGAGUCCCUCUCUGACAAUAUCUUCUCGCGCCAGUCCGACGUCUGGAGCUUCGGGGUCGUCCUGUACGAGCUUUUCACCUACGGCAACAAGAGUUGCAGCCCCUCAGCCGAGUUCCUGAGGAUGAUGGGAUGUGAUGGAGAUGUCCCGGCCCUCUGCUGCCUCCUGGAGCUGCUGGCUGAGGGCCAGAGGCUGCCCGCGCCUCCUGCCUGCCCUGGUGAGGUUCAUGAGCUCAUGAAGCUGUGCUGGGCCCCUAGCCCGCAAGACCGGCCAACAUUCAGUGCCCUGGGACCCCAGCUGGAUGCACUAUGGAGUGCAAGCCAGGGCUAG